CGCGCGCAAAACCGCCGCGCCGUGUUCCGGGCGAUCGGCGACGCGCGGCCCGCACCGGCUCCGCCGCUCCCGCACCGCGCUCCCAAACCCCACCGGUCUUUAUUACCCCUCCACCUGCGGCGCUGUUGCGUCAGCUCGACUCCACCACCACCCCUCGCAUCUCCACAUCGCCGCGCCGCGCCGCGCCGCCGCCUCCCUCCUCUCGCUUUCGCUUAGCUAGCGCUUCAGGAGAUCGGACCCGCCGCGCCGAGCCGCCAUGGACGAGGAGUACGACGUGAUCGUGCUGGGCACGGGGCUCAAGGAGUGCAUCCUCAGCGGUCUCCUCUCCGUCGACGGCCUCAAGGUUCUACACAUGGAUAGAAAUGACUACUACGGAGGAGAUUCCACCUCCCUAAAUCUGAACCAGCUCUGGAAGAAGUUUAGGGGGGAAGAUAAGCCACCAGCACAUCUAGGUGCGAGCAGAGAUUACAAUGUAGACAUGGUGCUUAAAUUUAUGAUGGCGAACGGGACUUUGGUUCGUACUCUCAUUCACACUGAUGUGACAAAGUAUUUGUCAUUCAAAGCUGUUGAUGGAAGCUAUGUCUUCAGCAAAGGGAAGAUUCACAAGGUUCCUGCCACUGACAUGGAGGCUCUAAAAUCUCCUUUGAUGGGUCUAUUUGAGAAACGUAGAGCAAGGAACUUUUUCGUUUAUGUCCAAAAUUACAAUGAAGCUGAUCCAGUAACACAUCAGGGGCUGGAUCUCACAAGAAUUACAACUAGAGAGUUGAUUUCGAAACAUGGAUUGAGUGAUGAUACUGUGGAUUUUAUUGGCCACGCACUUGCUCUUCACAGGGAUGAUUGUUACCUAAACGAACCAGCCCUUGAUACAGUAAAAAGAAUGAAGCUUUAUGCGGAGUCUCUUGCACGCUUCCAAGGAGGCUCACCUUAUAUUUAUCCGUUAUAUGGAUUGGGUGAGCUCCCACAGGCUUUUGCACGUCUAAGUGCUGUUUAUGGUGGUACUUAUAUGUUGAAUAAGCCAGAAUGCAAGGUUGAAUUUGAUAUGGAAGGGAAAGUAUGUGGUGUUACUUCAGAAGGUGAAACAGCUAAAUGCAAAAAAGUUGUCUGUGAUCCAUCUUACUUGCCUAACAAGGUAAGGAAGAUUGGGAAAGUUGCACGUGCAAUUGCUAUUAUGAGCCACCCAAUUCCAAACACAAAUGAUUCCCACUCGGUUCAGAUUAUUUUGCCGCAGAAGCAACUUGGCCGCAAGUCAGACAUGUAUGUUUUCUGUUGCUCAUACACACACAAUGUCGCGCCAAAAGGGAAGUUCAUUGCAUUUGUGUCUGCGGAAGCCGAGACUGAUAAUCCGCAGUCUGAACUAAGGCCUGGAAUUGAUCUACUUGGUCAAGUAGAUGAGCUAUUUUUUGAUAUGUAUGACAGAUAUGAACCUGUCAAUGAGCCAUCUCUUGAUAAUUGCUUUGUCUCAACGAGUUAUGAUGCUACUACACACUUUGAGACAACUGUGACAGAUGUUCUCAGUAUGUACACAGCGAUUACUGGAAAGACCGUUGAUCUCAGUGUUGACCUGAGUGCUGCCAGCGCUGCUGAAGAAUACUAGAGAUUUUCUUAUCAAACAUCGCAUUUCCUCAAGAUAACAUACUUUUAAGAAAAACAUAGCAAGGCAGGCCCUGCCCGGUGAUUUGCCAAGUUACUUCAGGUCCACCAUAUUGUGGUGUUCAGAUGUUCGGAUCCAUAGCAGCAGCAUUGUGCAAAGUUGUUUAGUCAGAUGAUGACGGUGGUUCCUUUGUUACUUAAAUUAUUAUGAUCGAAAUGGUGUAAACUUUAAACUGUGUUCACGUUUGCUAGAACCUGUUCGUGCUCGUCAGGGAUGUAUCAUAAUCACUUUUCAGCCGUGCAUCUCGGUUUCUUGCCCCCGCA
Messenger RNA from Setaria italica (foxtail millet), 1914 nucleotides. Its product is annotated as guanosine nucleotide diphosphate dissociation inhibitor 2. The record is from RefSeq and is a predicted model, not a curated record. The coding region runs from base 257 to 1594 and encodes 445 amino acids. Lineage: Eukaryota; Viridiplantae; Streptophyta; Magnoliopsida; Poales; Poaceae. The transcript has 14 exons. Gene Ontology annotation, cellular component: cytoplasm. Gene Ontology annotation, molecular function: Rab GDP-dissociation inhibitor activity. Gene Ontology annotation, biological process: small GTPase-mediated signal transduction; protein transport; vesicle-mediated transport.